AUUACAGAGACCAUCAACUCUCUCAAGGAAAAGCUUGUAGAAGGGGCACCCUGUGACGAAAGCAUGAAUGACCUGCGCACCCUUAUCAAUAAGUGUGCUAGAGAGACGUUCGGCGAUGCACGGGGGAUGGAAAAGUCUGUGAAGCGUGACUGGUGGAACGAGGACUGUGCAGCUGCGUGGAAUGAUAUGAUGAGUUUCCGUAAGGAGGUCAGGGACCCCGUCUCAGGCAAGCUGCCCGAUCUACAUAGGACUACCUGGAAGGCCAAGCACCGUGCCUUUAAAAAGGCUAGGAAGGCCGCUAUUCAGGAGUUUGAAAUGGAAGAUAUGCGGAGGAGGAUUAAGGACGCCCGGUUCAACCCACGCGGAUUGUGGACAUGGCUGCGUGGGGGAAAACCACCUCCUUGCGGGAUCUCAGAUAUUAAUGCUUUUACCGAGCAUUUUUCCAAGGUGCUUAAUGGUACGGGAGAGACGAGGCAAUGCCGCAAUGAGGGUAUUCAGUUUAGAUGGCUGGACGAGGACCAGGUGACGCACAGACGGGAAUUAGCUGCUUGGCUUAACGAGGAUUUUACGGAGGAUGAAAUUGCUAGUGGCCUUAAGGCUAUGCGCAACAAUAAGUCCGCGGGCCUGGAGGGAACCCCGGCCGAGUAUUAUAACCGAUGGAGCACCCUUCGUGAGCAGAGUGUUAGCCUGGCGGGCGGUGAUCUCACUAACCUACUUUUCGUUGACGAUGUGUCACUAGUAGCGACAGGGCACGAUAGAGCUGAAUGCCUUCUGGGGCUACUCGAAGCCUACUGCAAAGCGACGGGUAUGGCCGCGAAUGCCGCCAAGUGCGAGGUCCUCAUUUUUGGGGGUGCUACGCGUGAGCGGAAGCGGCUUGUUGAAGCUGAGUACCGGAAUUACCGGAGCCAAGGCGUGUCGCUAUAUGAACUGGAUGGGAGCUGCCCCGUCAAGGGGCUUUGUGACUGUGGAGCGGUUGAAGAUGAGUUGCAUGUUUUCGAAGAAUGUCCCGCUUACAAGAGCAUACGGGCUAAGUAUGAUGGUGACCUAGUCCUUACGGGGCGCAGCAUGCGCACCACUAUGACUGAGGCGCCACCCCUGGCAUUGGCCAGGUACCUCUCGGAAAUCUGGGAGGCCAGGCACGUCGCGCUGAGGCGCUUCGCCCUGAAGCGGACGAGGGAGAAUGAAGAUGACCUCCCGCGUACCCGCAUCAAUACCAAUACAACGUCCAUGGCCCCCCCGGCUUUUACGGACACACCCGCACUUGCCGUCCGGUGCACCGCUGGACUUCAAGGGCAGGUCCCGCUGCAGAAGGAAGUCAUGCAGGACUUCAUCCACACUGUUCUCAAGAGCGACACAGCGGACCUCAUAAAGGGUCAUCAGCAACACGCCUAUCCAUCGUACCUGGCGGCUAGUGCUUUAGGCUGGGAGCUGGCUUUGGAGCAGGUGACGCUGUGGCUGCCGGCGGCGGCGGGGUCGGCGGCGUCGGCGGGUUUAGACCCCGAUGCAACGCGGGAGCUGCUGAUCCCUACGGAGAUGGCACUGCAUGGGUUGGAGGAACUGUUCCAGCAACUUCGGCUACGGCGGCAGUCGGGAGCACCGGGGGAGCCACAGCCAGGCCCGUCGCAACCCAGGUUCGAGCGGCAGCGGCAGCGGCAGCGGCAACGAUCGGUCCAGGAUGCACGUCGGCGGGUGCAGCCGCGCCUUGAGCCGCCGAUGCAGCAGCAGCAGCAGCAGCAGGCAAUGCAGCUCCAGACGGAUCUGGUGCAGCAUGGGGUAGCUGCUGGGGCGGUUGCAGAGCAAAUACAGCUGCAGCAUUUACAACAGCAACAACAGCAUCAGGGUAUUGUGAAGCGAGAACAUUGGUCACACGAGGAGAACUUACAUCAUCAACAGCAGCAACAGCAACAACAGCAACGCCUCCCGAUUCCUACAGGUCCUCGGGAUGCACCUAUUACGUGUUCGGCAUCGCCCGACUUGCCUCGGCCUCCUGAGCUCUGUGCUCCGCGGGACGUCAUGCGCUCGGAGGCUGCCCAGCAGGGCCCAGCCGCGCCAAUGACCGCACACGCCACGAAGCGUCCUCCACAGGCGUUGCCAGCCGAUCCAUUGCCGUCCCCGCAGCAGCUGCUGGCCCCACCAGCACUUCACAACGCCCCUUCUGGAGGCCAGACGGACGAGGAUACUUCGAACAGGCACUGCCUCACACCGCAGGCUGACCCACGGGUCGGAUCCACAGAUUAUCCGGACCGAUGCAGCGAGUCGGGGGUGCGGGCGGUGCCCAGGACCCUGGGCGUGCAAGCGUUGGAACCUGCCGCAGACCUUGACACAACUGGCGUGCCCGGCGGCAGUGGCGGCGGUGUUUCCCCCUCCGUGGCAGCCGCAGGUGCUGCUGGUAAUGCAGGAGUGAUGUGCUCGGGCAACCGGGCAAGCGGAGUCCCAGGCCUUUCCUCAGACCCAGUCCUCGCGGCGGCCAACAACGCGCUCCCGUCGCCCGCAGCCGGUGGCCUUCCACUGCUCAACCUGUCUAAACCUCGUUACGGGGAUCCGCAGCUAUCGUCCCUACGCGGUCGCACAGUGACGACCGAGAUGCCAGGUGCACGUCUGUUCCCACGCUAG
Volvox carteri f. nagariensis is the source of this 2613-nucleotide messenger RNA. RefSeq lists its product as uncharacterized. The transcript is spliced from 6 exons. The record is from RefSeq and is a predicted model, not a curated record. The coding region runs from base 64 to 2613 and encodes 849 amino acids. Lineage: Eukaryota; Viridiplantae; Chlorophyta; Chlorophyceae; Chlamydomonadales; Volvocaceae.